This is a messenger RNA of Ceutorhynchus assimilis (cabbage seed weevil), 279 nucleotides long. The record is from the annotation of a GenBank genome assembly. Lineage: Eukaryota; Metazoa; Arthropoda; Insecta; Coleoptera; Curculionidae.
UCAAAACUCUAUGUGGAGGCAGGAGGGAGGGUGGCUGGAUUGGAGCAAGGGCGCCCCAGUCUCGCUGCUGCCCCUUCUUGUCAUCGGAAUGCGGUGCCACUGUGAAAAAGUGAGAUGUCGACAACUGAGAUCCUGUUUCGUUCCUGACGGAAGGCUCUUAUUGAGAUUGGCAGUCAGAGCCUCAAGAAGAUAUUCGUGAACUUGGACUGGGAAGCAACUAUAAUGUGUUGAAAAAAAUGGAAGGAUAUUGCCAGAGGAUAACCAGAUACGCCACAUCAU